CGGAGCAAAGGGGACGAUCUUCCUCCCCGACACGUUGCUUUCACCUCCAUCGAUCUCAUUCUCUAACAUCGUCCCGGACCUUUCCCACUCCACCUUUUGCCGCCCGUCCUGUUUCCUUCGCGACCAUGGAAGUCGAUGGUGGAAGAGGCAGGCGCCGGUUAUUAAGUAGCAGGGAGUCGAGUCCAGACCGAGCCAAACUCGCCUACGCCCAGCAGCAGCAACCUCCGCCGCCCCCGCCGCGCCCGUUGCCGCAGCAGAGGUUCGCCAGGCCUCUCCGUAAGCUUCAAGUUGUUUACUACCUCUGCAGGAAUGGCCAAUUGGAGCACCCCCACUUCAUCGAGCUCCCUUACCUCCCGAACCACCACCUCCGCCUCAAAGAUGUGAUUGAAAGAUUAACUCUUCUCAGAGGCAAAGGCAUGCCUUCGCUCUUCUCCUGGUCUUGCAAGAGGAGCUACAAGAAUGGGUACGUGUGGAAUGACUUGGCCGAGAAUGAUAUAAUCUACCCCGCCGACGGCGUCGAGUACGUGCUCAAAGGCUCUGAGAUCUUCCCCGGCGCUUACGAUCGUUUCCAACCUAUUCCGGCGAGCAGCAGGCAGAUAAAAGCACUUCCGGCGCCUCGGAAGCUUCAUUUGGAAUUUGUCGACGACGAUGACGCAGAGGAUAUGGAGCAAGGAGCAGAGGAGGAGACGGUGGUGGGUAAGCGCACCGUCGGUGAGAAUAUGCGCGUAGGAUACUCGCGUCGUACCUGCGGGGUUUCGACGGAGGAAAUGGAGGGAGUCGACUGCCGGACGGCGGCUCGAGCGAGUCGCCACCACGCUCCCACCGAGCUUCCCCUCGAUGAUUCCUCCCCUCCGUCGUCAUCCUCCUCGGACAAGCCUCGCAACCAAGCUUACCCCGCCGCAGCUACCUGCGGCGGCGUCUCUCAGAGGUUCGAUGACGUCGACCCGGCGCCGGAACCGGUUUUGUCGCGCAACUCGGUCCUGCUCCAACUGAUCGCCUGCGGCUCGGCCGCGCUCAAGGGAAGAAGCACCCAGAACAGCGGAGCAAUAAAGGCGGCGUCGGCGGCCGCCAACUCAGCCUCGGACGCCGCCGCAGCUUCCGCCGGUUGCGUGCGUCACAGCGCGGCUAGUCGACUCACGGCCCGAGCGGCAGACGAUGACGAGUCAUCGCGGUGCUACUCGGAGAACCCUCGCUACUGCCACCCCCUCGUCGAAGACAAGGAGUACUUCAGCGGCAGCAUUGUCGAGGAGGGAAGCAGAGGUGGCGGCCCGCCGGAGCCUAUCCUCCAGAAAUCAUCCUCUUACAAUGAAGAAAGAAGCUCGAAGGUGGGGAUCGGCGUAGAGGAGGAGAGAGCAGGGAAGGAAGCGAAAGGGAAAUGCAUUCCAGGGAGGAGGAGGUGCUCUGGCAAGCAACAGUAAUGGCAGAGGCAGCAACAGUAGCAGCUUUCAAUUAAUCGAGGAGGAAGACGCAGCAUGGAAUUGAUCAUACUGAAAAAGGUCCCGCGGAAUUUGUCUGUGUUUGUGUGCAGUGCCACUGCACUUUAUUGUGGCUGGCAUGCAGUGAGAUGAGGAGUAGUGUGGCAUUUAAUGAAAAAGUUGGUCUGAGCCUGAGAAUAUGGAAAAGCUUUCUGUGGAUUCUACUGUGGAUUCUGCGUUUAGUAAGUCUGUGCUGGGUCUUAGGUUUCUUGUGUGGAUUAGCUAUUAUCUUGCUUUAUAUAUAUAUAUAUAUAUAAAU
Zingiber officinale is the source of this 1734-nucleotide messenger RNA. Its product is annotated as protein SOSEKI 2-like. The record is from RefSeq and is a predicted model, not a curated record. Bases 126 to 1418 code for a protein of 430 amino acids. The transcript is spliced from 5 exons. NCBI's taxonomy places the organism in Eukaryota, Viridiplantae, Streptophyta, Magnoliopsida, Zingiberales, Zingiberaceae.